CAGAGCAGAUAGAUAGCAAGCUUCGAAAGCUAGCUCCCUCGCGGCAGGCUCCACCAUCAGCCACGGCCGCGGCCGCGCAGCACAGCCCCCUCCUCCUAGAAGCAUCCUGAGGCACGUGCGGGCAGUGCACGGCAUGCAGGAGUUCCAGUCCAUCCCCGGCCUGGCCGGGCGGCUGUUCGGCGGCGCUGCGGAAUCGGCGGGCCUCCUCCGCCGCGGCGGGGCGGCGGCGGCGCAGGAGGAGGUGCGGUGCCCGCGGUGCGACUCGGCCAACACCAAGUUCUGCUACUACAACAACUACAACCUCUCGCAGCCGCGCCACUUCUGCAAGGGCUGCCGCCGGUACUGGACCAAGGGCGGCCUCCUCCGCAACGUCCCCGUCGGGGGCGGGUGCCGCAAGCCCAAGCGAAAAGCCGCCGCCGCCUCCUCCGACGUCGAGAAGGACGCCUCCAGCGCCAAUAGUGAGGCCAAGAACGCACGCUCUGGCUGCAGUGCUGGCAGCUCCAGCCUCACCUCCGCUGCCUCGUCCGCGUCGACGAACACCGUCAUCGACGCUGGUGCAUGUGCCUCGGCCCACUCGAGCGGCGGAAGCAUGCCGUUCACGGGCCUUGGCCCAAGCACCUUCAUGGCAGACGCGCCGCCUCUGCAGCCGCCGGCGCCGAUGUUCGCCGACCAAGCGGCCGCGUUCGCGUCGCUCUUCGGGACGCCGCUUCCGGCCUUCUCCUUCUCGGCGCAGCGCAAGGCCGAGGACGACGUGGCCCCUGCGGUCACACUCACAGAGCAGCCGUCGUCGGCGUCUUCCACCGCAGACCUGGCGCCGUUCUCCGCACGGUCAACUGGCGCGGUGACGGCAUCAGCGUCAGACUGGCCGCCGGCGACGGUGAUCGAAGCUGGGAUAUUCGACAUCGCCGGCGCCGUCGGGAGCGACACGACGUCGUACUGGAACACGGCGAGCUGGACGGACCCGGACGGGACGGUAUACCUGCCCUAGCGCGACGUGCGGUGACGAUCGUGCGCGCGGUCGCCCGCUCAGCCCCCUCGUGGCUUGCUCGAGCUUCGGUCGAAGCCUGGUCUAAUCGUAACCACCGCUGUCUUAAUCUAUACUACUACACCUUCUAAUCCUCUCAGUGUGCCGGCAGCUUGGCUGCUUCUGUGUUUCUUUCCAUGGGGCAGUUUCGCUAGCAAAUUAUGGCUGAACUUCAUUUUAAAAUUUUAUUGAUUACUACGGGUUUGUUGUAACCAGUGAGCUUUAGUAGCUGGUAGCUACAAUUAAUCAGUGUAAAUAUCAUGAUCAGUACUCCUGAU
Triticum aestivum (bread wheat) is the source of this 1302-nucleotide messenger RNA. Its product is annotated as dof zinc finger protein 4-like. The transcript has a single exon. NCBI's taxonomy places the organism in Eukaryota, Viridiplantae, Streptophyta, Magnoliopsida, Poales, Poaceae. Gene Ontology annotation, biological process: regulation of DNA-templated transcription. The coding region runs from base 134 to 988 and encodes 284 amino acids. Gene Ontology annotation, molecular function: DNA binding; DNA-binding transcription factor activity. The record is from RefSeq and is a predicted model, not a curated record.